CAUCAGUUUUGAAAAUGGAUUUUGAGAGAGUGAGUCCAUUACAACACAACAAUUCAAGGACCCAACAGUGAAACUUGCUUCCUUCUCCGGCGAAAAAUCGGGUGGUGACAAAGAGAUGGAGAUUCUCUGAAUUGGUCUUAUACAUGGAGGAGAGCCAUGGCAUUUGCAAGCUUUAAUGGCUCUCUUUGAAAGAGAUGAGGAGGUGUUCUCUUUUUGUUUUUUCGUACCAUUGUCAGCUCUUAUCUUAUCAUCGAUACUUGGGUUCUGUGAUAAAACACACCUCAUUCUUUUGCUCUUCAACUAAUUGCGCGGUUGAAAAGCUUUCUUUCCUUCCUUUAACUGUUGCGAGACCCUUUCCAGAUUAUUCUCCUAAAAAAGCCUCCAUUAGAGACUCUGAAUUCGUGCAUCACGUAGCAACUUCUAUUAAGCAGCGUUACUCUGAGCACAUUCGCCGUGUUUUAAAGCCCUUUGAAUCAAAAAUCAGACCUGACCACAUCAUUUGGGCUCUCAUGACUGUGAAGAAUGAUUACAAACUAGUUCUGGAUUUCUUUGACUGGUGGUGUCAACGGAGGGACCCAUCAAUUGAAGUCCGUUGUAUUGUCGUGCAUAUUUCCGCUGCUCAAAAAGAUGCUAGGACAGCACAUAGUCUUAUUCAUGAUUUUUGGACAAGACCCAGUGUAGAUGUGACAGUUUCCUUCUCACCGUUUCUUGAAAAAUUAAUAUACACUUAUAAGGAUUGGGGUUCUAAUCCAUAUGUUUUUGAUAUUUUCUUCCAAGUGCUUGUUGAGUUGGGAAUUCUAGAUUAUGCAAGAAAACUUUUUGAUAAGAUGUUGCACUAUGGCUUGGUUUUAUCUGUCUCUUCAUGUAACUUAUUUCUUUCUCGUCUCUCGCAUGAUAUUGAGGGGCACAAAAUGAUGCUUAAGGUAUUUAAUGAAUUUUCGGAAGUGGGUGUUGGCUGGGAUAAUGAAUCUCAUAAUAUAAUGAUCCAUUCUCUUUGUCGGAUAGGAAAAGUUAAAGAAGCUCAUAACUUACUCCUGCAAAUGGAGCUGAGGGGCUGUAUGCCUGAUAUUGUAAGUUACAGCACUGUGAUUAAUGGAUACUGUGCUACUGGACAGCUUGAACAAGUCUUGAUGAUCAUCAAAGAAAUGCAAAUAAAAGGAUUGAAGCCAAAUGCUUUUACUUUUAACAGUAUAAUUCUUCUUUUGUCUAAGACUGGCAAAGUGCUUGACGCCGAGAAAAUCCUGAGGGAGAUGACUUCCCAGGGAGUCGCUCCAGAUAAUGUUGUUUACACAACUCUUAUAGAUGGCUUCUGCAAAACUGGGAACAUAAGUGCUGCAUACAGACUGUUCAAUGAGAUGCAGUGUUUUAACAUUACUCCUGAUUUGGUUACAUAUACUGCCCUUAUUUCUGGUGUGUGUCAAACUGGAAAAAUUGGUGAAGCAAAUACGCUCUUAAAUGAUAUGCUUGGCCGGGGAUUAGAACCUGAUGAAUUCAUUUAUACUGCGCUUAUUGAUGGUUAUUGCAAGGUAGGGGAGAUACGUGCAGCCUUUUCUCUUCACAACAAAAUGGUUCAGAUGCAGUUGAUGCCAAAUAUUGUGACUUACACUGCACUGGUAGAUGGGCUUUGUAAACUAGGGGAACUUGAUACAGCACACGAACUUCUCCAUGAGAUGUCUGGAAAGGGUCUUGAACUGAAUAUCUACACAUACAACUCACUUGUUAAUGGUCUUUGUAAAGCUGGAGAUGUAGAAAAAGCAGUUAAGUUAAUGAAAGAUAUGGAAGCUGCAGGGAUCCAUCCUGAUACUUUUACUUAUACUACUCUAAUGGAUGCAUAUUGCAAAUCUGGAGAGAUGGACAAGGCUCAUGGACUACUACGUCAGAUGUUGCUCAGAGGACUUCAUCCAACAAUAGUUACAUUCAAUGUUCUGAUGAAUGGUUUUUGUUUGUCAGGGAUGCUAGAAGAAGGUGAUAAACUGUUGAAGUGGAUGUUGGAGAAGGGCAUAAUACCAAAUGCUACCACCUACAAUUCUCUUCUGAAGCAGUACUGCGUUCGAAAUAAUAUGUGUAUGACGUCAGAAAUUUAUAAGGGGAUGCUGGGCCAAGGAGUUGUACCAGAUGCCAAUACCUUUAACAUAUUGAUACGAGGACAUUGCAAAGCUAGAAAUAUGAAAGAGGCUUGGUUUUUGCACAAGGAAAUGAUCAAGAAGGGAUUUACUCCCACAGUAGAUACUUAUCAUGCACUCAUCAAAGGUUUUUUAAAGAGGAAAAAGUAUUCUGAGGCCAAAGAAAUGUUUGAAGAAAUGAGAAGGAAUGGUCUGUUGGCAGAUAAAGAACUUUACUCCAUCUUUGCAGAUAUGAACUAUGAACAAGGGAACUUUGAUUUGGCGCUUGAGCUUUGUGAUGAAGCAUUAGAAAAGUGUGUUGCAGACAAGACUGAUAACAGGAAUUCAUGAUAGUUCUCUGUGAUAUAAUUUUUCUGAUAAAAGAGUUUCAGCUGUAUUUGUGCUGCUACAGAAGGCAGGAACAUGACAUGCUCAAGAACAGAGUCCUUGGACGGCCAGAGGGAUCUUGCUUAUAGCUGCUUCAAAUGUUUUGUUUAUUGUCAGAAUUGUGUCAAUUCGGAGGAAGAAAACAUAGCGGCUGCAGGUUUUGAAAAUUUCCUGGAGUUUUCUGUUAUUAUUAGACCAUGCUACAUUAAAUCUCGUACGUUUGAUCUCCUUUGCUAGUAGAUUCACCGGUGUCAAAGCUUCAUGAUAAGCUAAGCACUCUCUGACUUUUUCACUUGAGGAACCUGAGAGCCUGAGAGAAAUGUGGCUUAAACUAGCCAUAAUAAACCAGGAAGGUGAAAGGAGGACUGACGAUCAGCUUUAAGAAAUUCCAGCCUGGAUAGGAAAAGAAGCAUGAAAGCUAGGUGAUGUGGGCCUGGAGUUCUACUGCAAUGAAGUAAACUACAGCAUACCAUCAAAGAUUGCCGUCCAUCUGUGUAUUGAAUAAGUAUCCCAGUAGAUUGUGUUUUCUAAGCUUGGAAUAGGUGUAAAAAAAGCACCGGAAGACUAGGAUAAGAUUCUGGAGAGCUAUUGUUUCGAUAGAUGGAAGUAGUGGUUCAAGGAAUGCAUGAUUGUUUAACCUGGUUAAAACUGUUGGAGGAGGUUAUAUGAUCUUCAAUGGCUUUCUUGAUAUGUAUGAAAUUCGUAAUUGACUCACGGUUUGCUAGCUAGCCCAUAGACUCGUGGCAUACAGUUUCAGGAUAGGUGUAUUUGUACAUCACGCAUCAAUGCAAACUUCGAAUUUAAACCCAAAGCAGUAUUAAUCAAGUACCUGUUCCGUUCUUU
Messenger RNA from Nicotiana tabacum (common tobacco), 3332 nucleotides. RefSeq lists its product as uncharacterized. The record is from RefSeq and is a predicted model, not a curated record. NCBI's taxonomy places the organism in Eukaryota, Viridiplantae, Streptophyta, Magnoliopsida, Solanales, Solanaceae. Gene Ontology annotation, molecular function: protein binding.